UCUCCAAGUAAAAGAGCUGCAUAGAUCCUCAGCAAACUGCCCCAGCAGGCAACUCAUUUUGUGAAGGCAUCUGGACUAUCUCCUUCUCUCUCUCCUUCCCUCUCUCCUUCUCUCUCUCCUUCCCUCUCCUAAGAAACUGGAAAAGGCAGCAGCAGCCUUCUUUAUUCAAAAUAUAUGGUGAAAAAGUGCGACAGUUAACUGGAGUGUGAGAGCUUUAUCCAGAAAUACAGGAUGGGUCUGUUCUGCAGAGCAGUACUUGUCUCCCAGGUGAUGCUACAGCUGUAUAUAGCGACAGGUGUGCAAGGCCAAGGAAAAGUGUAUGACCUCCUGACGUCUUCAGACUGUCUGCCAGAUCUUCUGCAACGAGGGCUAGAGUCUCAGGCUGUGGACGAGGUUUUCAUCCUCACAACAUUCCGACUCCAGACGAAAUCUGCCACCCCGAUAUUUGGCCUUUAUAAUCCCAGAGAUAAAAGCAAAUAUUUUGAGUUUACCGUAUUUGGGAAGCUCAACAGAGCCUUCCUAAGAUACCAGAAGGGUGAAGGCAAACUGAGCGUCUCCACCUUCAACAACAUGGCGCUGGCAGACGGGGAGCUCCAUGCUGUCAUGUUCCACCUGAAAGGUCUGCGGCGAGGUCCCAGCAGCGUAGACGUCUAUGUGGACUGCAGACUGACUGAGACCGUGAGGGACACACCCAUAGCCUUUAAGGGCCUCCCCUCUAUCAUGGUGGAGCUCAAGACUCUGCCCAAGAAGUCCCAAGAUGAACUGACGGAACUAAAACUGGUAACUGGAGAUGUUGUGGACAGUGUCCUCUCCCUGCAAGACUGUGACCUACAGCAGAGUGACUCCAUGCAAAUGCUGGGAGUCAAUGCAAAACAGAUGUCAAAUCAAAUGCUUGAACUUACGAGGGUCAUCUCAGAACUGAAGGACGUCCUCCUACGGCAGGUCAAGGAAACUACCUCCCUGAGAAAUGCCAUUGUAGACUGCAAGGCAUGUGGACUUGAUGACUCGAAAUUCACUCCGGCGCACCAACGGUCCUGCCAGCCUGGGACGUGCUUUCGGAUAGACAUGUGCAUAGACACGGAGGAUGGGAUCACGUGCGGACCCUGCCCUGAGGGCUACACAGGCGAUGGUGUCAGCUGCGAUGAUGUGGAUGAGUGCCAGUUUAACCCUUGCUUCCCCGGGGUGCGCUGUGUGAACACAGCCCCGGGCUUCAGAUGUGAAAGCUGCCCGCAAGGCUACACCGGCGAGGCUGUGCAGGGCGUGGGCAGCGAGUACGCCAGGAGGAACAAACAGGUCUGUAAUGACAUAGACGAGUGCCAAGGCCCUAAUAAUGGAGGCUGCCCCUCCCACUCUCAGUGCCUGAACGUCAUGGGAUCGUUCCGCUGUGGGCCCUGCAAGGAAGGCUUCAGGAGCGACCACUCAGGUGGCUGCCAGCCCCAGCAAACGUGCCAGGAAAACACAUGUGACAGCAACGCCCAGUGCAUGGUGGAAAGAGACGGCACCAUUUCCUGCAUGUGUGGUAUCGGCUGGGCUGGUAACGGCUAUGUUUGUGGGAAGGACACAGACAUUGAUGGGUAUCCCGACAGGAAACUGAACUGCAAAGACCCUAACUGCAAAAAGGACAAUUGUGUUUAUAUUCCGAACUCUGGGCAAGAGGACGCUGACAGUGAUGGAAUAGGCGAUGCGUGUGAUGAAGAUGCCGAUGGAGAUGGGAUUUUAAAUGAGCAGGAUAACUGCUGGCUGAAGCCCAACAUAGACCAGAAGAACAGCGACAAGGAUCGCCAUGGCGACGCGUGUGAUAACUGCCGACAUGUGGACAACCUCGACCAGAGGGACACGGACAAUGAUGGCAAAGGGGAUGCGUGUGACGAUGACAUGGAUGGUGAUGGUGUGAAAAAUUUCCUGGACAACUGCCAGAGAGUGCCAAAUCCUGACCAGAGGGAUCGGGACAGUGAUGGAGUCGGCGAUGCCUGCGAUAGCUGCCCCGAAAUUCCCAACCCCAACCAGUCAGACAGUGACCACGAUCUGGUUGGUGACUCCUGUGACACAAACCAGGACAGCGAUGGUGACGGACACCAGGACUCUAAAGACAAUUGUCCCAACGUCAUCAACAGCUCGCAGCUGGACACGGACAAGGACGGCCUCGGGGAUGAAUGUGACGACGACGAUGACAAUGACGGCAUACCUGAUAUCCUGCCACCUGGGCCAGAUAACUGCAGACUGGUUCCUAACCCAGACCAGAUCGACAAAAACAAUGAUGGCGUGGGGGAUAUAUGUGAGUCUGACUUUGACAAGGACAGGGUGAUUGACACGAUCGACAACUGCCCCGAGAAUGCAGAGAUUACCCUCACUGACUUCAGGGCGUACCAGACUGUGGUGCUGGACCCUGAGGGAGAUGCACAGAUCGACCCGAAUUGGAUAGUGCUCAAUCAGGGUAUGGAGAUUGUACAGACCAUGAACAGUGACCCUGGACUUGCUGUUGGCUACACGGCCUUCAGCGGAGUGGAUUUUCAGGGCACGUUCCAUGUUAAUACGGUGACCGAUGACGACUACGCCGGAUUCAUCUUCGGCUACCAGGAUUCCUCCAGUUUCUACGUGGUGAUGUGGAAGCAGACGGAGCAGACGUACUGGCAGGCUACACCCUUCCGGGCUGUGGCUGAGCCCGGCAUUCAGCUCAAGGCGGUUAAGUCUAAGACGGGGCCAGGUGAGCACCUGAGGAAUUCCCUGUGGCACACCGGCGACACAGAUGACCAGGUAAGACUGCUGUGGAAGGACCCACGCAACAAGGGCUGGAAGGACAAGAUGUCAUACCGCUGGUUCCUGCAGCAUCGGCCCCAGGUGGGAUACAUCCGAGCCCGGUUCUAUGAAGGUCCUGAGCUAGUGGCUGAUUCGGGGGUGAUCAUUGAUACCACCAUGAGAGGCGGGCGGCUGGGAGUCUUCUGUUUCUCUCAGGAAAACAUCAUCUGGUCCAACCUCAAGUACCGCUGCAAUGACACCAUCCCUGAGGACUUUCAUGAAUUAACUGCACAAGUUACAGGUGACACUAAGUGAACCAACCUGGAUAACAGAAGCAUUGUAACUGAUACUUCAGAGACAGCCUUUUCUAUAUAUAUAUAUAUAUAUAUAUAUAUAUAUAUAUUGUAUUCGCCUGCGGCACUUACGCUUGUCUUCAGAAGAGAUUCUGUGAUACGGGAAUUUUUUUUGUAUGUGUAAACAAAAUAUGUUAUAAAAUGAUUUGAUGAACUCAGA
Molecule: messenger RNA, 3249 nt
Organism: Brienomyrus brachyistius
Lineage: Eukaryota; Metazoa; Chordata; Actinopteri; Osteoglossiformes; Mormyridae
Gene: thbs4a
Product: thrombospondin 4a
Exons: 22
Coding region: 232-3051 (939 amino acids)
Biological process (GO): cell adhesion
Cellular component (GO): extracellular region
Molecular function (GO): calcium ion binding
Source: RefSeq, a predicted model, not a curated record